Melampsora larici-populina 98AG31 is the source of this 1212-nucleotide messenger RNA. RefSeq lists its product as uncharacterized. The coding region runs from base 1 to 1212 and encodes 403 amino acids. Lineage: Eukaryota; Fungi; Basidiomycota; Pucciniomycetes; Pucciniales; Melampsoraceae. The record is from RefSeq and is a predicted model, not a curated record. The transcript is spliced from 6 exons.
AUGAAGAAGUGCUUAUGGUUUAUCACAAUCAACUCAUUGAUACUACCAAAUCUUUAUGCUCAUUUAGCGCAGGAGGUGGGGAUCAACUUUGGUGAGAGAUUUAUGAGAUAUAUUGUUGAAAACACCCCAAUGAUGGGAAUUAAAAGUAUUAAACACCAAAAUAUUUAUGAACCAGUGAAUUUUAGAAAAUUGGUAAAACAAACAAAUGAGUUAAUUAUAUCAGAUAAGAGAUUUUGGGAAGGGAAAAUGAAGAAUAUGCUAAGUAGAAUCAAGCUCCAAGGGCCUUGGAGUAGUUCAUUUGAGCAAAUUGCACUUUUGCAAAUCCUAAGCCAAUUUCUUACAUUAGAAGAAGUACCAUUCAAAGUCUUACAAGUGAUUCAAAUCAAGUUAAUUGAGAUGUUAGAGAAAGGAAAUCCUCCACCAUCAAUGGCAGAUGAAAGAUGGCAAGCAGAAUUGAAAAAAACUAUGAAUAUCAAUGGAGUCAGAUAUUUGGAGUAUGUCAAGAAGCUCAGUGGAAAAGACCUUCAUGACUUUUUAACCAUGCAGAAAGGACUAGGAAAAUAUGGUAUAUGCCUGGCUGGGAAUUGGUCCCCUGAAGAUCAAAAAGCACUUUUCCAAUUCUGGUUAUCUGACAGUGUGAGAUUUUACUCAAUGAUAAGGCAUAAGCCACAACUUCAAUUUGUUUUGGAAACUCAAUUUGUGCAGACCAAGUUCAUUGAAGCGGUCAAGUCUUUGGAUACUGCAAUCUCAGCUGAUGAUCUGCCUGGGACACUAAUAUUCAAGUCAUGGGCUCAAUUAACUUUACAGACAUACUCCAACACCGUAGUAGAUUACAUACAAUCUCUCAAAGAAGACAAGGCUAUUGAUGAUUUUAUCUCAAUGCAACACUCCAUCCGUCCCUAUGGAUUGCAGAUAUCCCAAAACACAACAAAAAUGGAUCAGAUCAAGGUUAUCCACUUCUGGGCAAGGCAUAUUUGUGGAUUUGAAAUCAACAGAUACAUUAUACCUCCGAGGUUGUUAUCUCCUUUCAAAGAUGUUAGUCAUGGUGUCUAUGUAGCCGAUUUGAUAGUGGCUCGGUCUCUCCUAACACUAUUAACUCAAAGCCCUACCAUUGAUCAGGCUUGCAACCCCUAUUUGAGUCACCCAACCCACUUAUCAAGACAAAUAUGGAUGUCCAGCCUACAAACUAGAAAUCUUGAAGAAUGGGACUGA